Messenger RNA from Vitrella brassicaformis, 2931 nucleotides. The record is from the annotation of a GenBank genome assembly. Lineage: Eukaryota; Vitrellaceae.
AUGGCGUCACGGCUCGGAGGUCAGAACCUGACGAAAAAAAAGGACGCUAUGCCAUCUAUCAUGUCGUCCCUUGUGGGUGUGUGUGUAUAUCAUUGCAGGAGGCAACCAGAACAACGCCCAGCCAGCCGCUGCGGCUGCUGCUGCCGCGCCUCCCUCCCCUGGCGAGGCUGCUGCCAUUGCUGCUGUUGCCGCCGCUCAACUUGAAGGCCACGCUGGGGUUGACGGGCAGCUGGGCUACGUCCCCCCCUCACCCGGUGCGGCCGCUGCCAUCGCCGCUGUGGCCCGAUCUGAGGGCGGAGUUUGGGGAUGCCAUUCAUGGCUCCUGCACCUGGUUUCGGCCCUGCUACUGCAGCGGCGGCUGGCGCACGUCAGUUCCCCGAUCGUAAGCAGAGACCACAGACCACAGACAGACUGACUGACAGACAGACAGAGACAGACUGACUGACUGACAGACAGACAGAGACAGACCAGUGGUAUGAAUCACUGGCACGUAUUUGUGUGCGCCUGUGUGUUGUGUGUUUCAGUGGAUACGUAUGAGGCACUCCACGCUGCCUGCCGCGCCCACCCUGACCGCCCCGACCACGUCAUCGACGGCGACCGCCUCAUCAUCGGCAGUGCGUCGUCAUUCGGAUUCCUCGAAUACGCACCAGGUACACACCACACAGAACACAGUGACCACACAUACACAUGGCCCUGUAUCUGCCUCUCUCUCUCUGUGUGUGUGUAGGUGUUCAGUUUGCGCACGUGCCUCCGGAUUCCUUCAACGACGACGAGGACGACGAGGCCCAGCGGACGGUGGUGGCGGCCGCGCCCGGGGCGUCAGGGACGGCAGCAAGGGCACUCACAGGAUAAAGGGCCGAAACAAGCUCAGCCGUUUCUGUACGAAACACUAUUUUAUGGGCACCACACGCGUACACACUGACUGGAUGGCUUGUGUUGUUGGUGUUCUGUUGGUCACACCCCUUGUCCUGUCGCCAUGCCAGGCAGCGCCGCCAACACCAGCGCCACCACCAAGGCCCACCUGCUCCUUGACCACCUCAGGCAGCAGUGCGACCCAGUGACUGUCGGCAUCUCCUGGUCGGAGCGGCGGAGCAGAUUCUUGGUGGGGAUCUGGCAGGGGGGUCGCGUCCGCAGCGGCGGUGCGGUCGUGCCCGCGGGGGACACAUGGGACGAGAUGCUCAAGGCGCUCCGCGAUGGGAUCGACAACCGCAACAACCUGGCGGAGGAUCUCAGCAUCCCCAGCCGAGUGGAUGCCUCCUUGCUCAACACAUUUCAGCAACCCCAACAAGAGAGGGAGAGCGAGGAGGAGGGCGAGGCCGCCGCAGCGGCCGGAGCGGCCGGAGCGGCCGACGAAGGAGCCGGUGAGCUAAGCACGUGUGAUCCAACCGAGGGAGGGCACAGCGUGGUGAGGGUAUUCCAUUCAUGUGUCUGUGUUGUGGUGCUUUCUGCUUGCCAUGUGUCUCUGAUAUGUCUCUGGCUUUCCAACCAGCAGACGAAAGGGAGCUGCCCGUCAAGGUCACUGAGGGUGAUGCGACGCGGGGGGAUCUGACUGUCUCUCUGUGGCGUGUGUGUUCAGGUGGACGACCCAAUGGGGGAGGAGCGUCGACAUCAACAAAAGGCCAUCUGAUCCUUCGACGAGAUCGAUGUCUUCGAGGCCACACUGGGGACACACCCCAAGGAACAGGUGCUGCCCGCCAACCCCAGGUUUAAACGACUUUCAGAGGCCAUAGGAACCAAGACCACAGACGAAUGCAUAGUGAGUGCACACCACAGGAUAACACAACACGACACAGACACACUCCCCAUCUCUCUCAUCUCUCUCACGGGUAUGCUUUGUGUGGGCUGCGGCAACAGGAAUUCUACUACACGUUCAAGCACGGCCUGUCGUUGAAGGCCAUCGAAGGCGCCAACAGAAAAAGAAAAACCCUCGUACGAAAGGUAAGUCGGAGAGGGAGGAGAAGAGCGGCAGGCAUGUGGCGUGACUUUCUCUGUAUCAGAUUACAGACAAGGUCGGCAAGCUGGCCGAGUCGCUGGGGGUUGACCCGCCGCAGCCCCGCAGCGGUGACGGCGGUGAGGUGCCGUCAGCCGCCGUCACCCCUCAAUUCGCCACCGACGGAGACGAGCGCGCCACGUGCCUGGCCCACAUGAAAGCGUUCGAGGCGGGCAGUGUCUCCGUCUGGUUGCUAUUGCGGGCCAUGGCAGCCAGUUCCGCCGCUGCCGCCAAAUCACGCACGACACGGCACCGCAGCGGCUUCCGACGUGCAGCCAUCGACAAGUGCGGCUCCGAGUUGGCCGAGGGUGGCCGACGCGAACGGUCACUGCGGGAGGGCCGCCGUCGCCGGAGCGACGAGGAGGAGAACGACGCCGACAUGGAUGACGAGAACAUCACCACCGGCCGCCACCGUUGCAAGACCAACAGCGAGGUCGACAAACUCGCCUUCCAGACGGGCCAUGUCUCCGUCUACCUGCUAUUGCGAGCCAUGGCAGCUAAUCGGUGCUGUCGUUCUGUCUUUCUCUCUGCUGCGCCUGUUGUGACUCACCCCAAUGGAAAAGUGAGAGAGAGAGAGAGAGAGAGCGCGAGAGAGACUGGGAUCAGCGGGCUGUAUCGGUGUCUACGUUUUAUAUCGUCGUGUAUUACUUUCCGAAGACACGCACAUUGGUGAAGUCCUGGAGUGAGUGAGUCAGUCAGCGGGUGAAUAGAUGCAGACUUGUUGAUAGACUUCUAUCGACAUCAAAACCAUUCCAUGCGUCCCUCCAUUCGAUUAAUAAGUGCGGACAUCCAUCCAUCUAGGACACACAGAAAUAGCACACACACACACUAUCCUCUCAUCGACAAUCGUUCAUCCGGUAGCCCGCCAGCCCACCGGCUUUCACCCAACAUGUUGCUGGUGAAGGUCCCUGGGCCAUCAACGACGGUACGAAGCCGCAUAA